UUUCUCUCCUUGGUCUCCAAGGCCAUGGCGGCGCGGUUGGGCCCGAUGAUGCUGGCUGCGGCUGAGCGGCUGCUGCCGCGGCUCGGUGCCAGGGCUCCGGGCCUGGAGCGUAAUCUUAGCCUGUCUCACAGCCGGAACACAGUGAUCGUGGAGCGCUGGUGGAAGGUCCCGCUGGCAGCCGAGGGCCGGAAGCCGCACCUGCGCCGGCGACACCGGGUCUACCGGCUGGUGGAGGACACCCAGAACCAGCAGCCGCAGGGGACGAUGGAGCUCAUCCUGACCCAGACGGUGGAGGACCUUGGAGUCCGAGGCGACACUGUCACAGUGAAGAAGUCACUGGGCCGUAAUAAACUGCUUCCCCAGGGUCUGGCUGUGUACCCAUCGCCAGAGAACAAGGAUUUGUUUGAGGCAGAGAACCAGUUGCGGAUGAAAGGGAAGCUGGAGAAGCUCCAGACCAAGACGGGUGUGACGACAGUGAAAUUCCUGAAGAAUUGCCACCUAGAAGUGGGAAUGAAGAAUAAUGUCAAGUGGGAGCUAACUCCUGAAAUUGUCUUGCACUUCCUCAGAAAUCUUGGCGUGGUAGUAUCCCCACAUGCCCUAAAGCUACCUGAGGAGCCAAUCACAAGGUGGGGUGAGUACUGGUGUGAGGUGACUGUGAAUGGGCUUGAUACCGUGAGGGUCCCCAUGUCUGUGGUGAACUUUGAGAGGCCCAAGACCAAGAGAUACAAGCGUUGGUUAGCCCAGCAAGCUGCCAAGUAA
Dromiciops gliroides (monito del monte) is the source of this 759-nucleotide messenger RNA. Its product is annotated as 39S ribosomal protein L9, mitochondrial-like. Gene Ontology annotation, biological process: translation. Gene Ontology annotation, molecular function: structural constituent of ribosome. Lineage: Eukaryota; Metazoa; Chordata; Mammalia; Microbiotheria; Microbiotheriidae. The record is from RefSeq and is a predicted model, not a curated record. Gene Ontology annotation, cellular component: mitochondrion; ribosome.